This is a messenger RNA of Besnoitia besnoiti, 5889 nucleotides long. RefSeq lists its product as uncharacterized. Bases 1 to 5889 code for a protein of 1962 amino acids. The transcript is spliced from 3 exons. NCBI's taxonomy places the organism in Eukaryota, Apicomplexa, Conoidasida, Eucoccidiorida, Sarcocystidae. The record is from RefSeq and is a predicted model, not a curated record.
AUGAGGCGACAGGCUGCCGCGCGCGAGCCGCAGCGGGCAGAGGCCAACGAGUCAGCGGAUCCGCCUGGGGAUGACGGGUCGCAGGUUCGAGACCCGAGGCAAAGCCAGGCAGCACAAACACGUCGCGCUUGGCCUCACAACGAGGCUGAGACGGCCUGCAAACCUCGAGUCGCCGGACAACCGACGAACGGAGGGGCUGCCGCGGAUUGCGAGAGGGCGUGGGCUGCGGAAAGCGAGAAGCCGACGCUCUCGGCGCACCCCCUCCCCUCCACAGAGGCCCCACACAGACAAGACGAGCGACCUCUGGGGAACGCUUGCGCGCAAGAAGGGAGAGGGCGGGCAAGAAAGCCAGCGAAACACAAAAGAGGCAUGCGGCGAAAGCGUCGCACGGUCGGAGGCGAGACGGAGAAGCUCUGCCAGCUCGGAAGUCGCGCGAGAAAGCCACGAAAGUGCCGAGCCGCCCCGCCGCCGCCCGCUGCCACGGGGUCUUCGCGGCCACGCUCACGAGGCUGCUCAGCUGCAAAGCGGCGCGCGACCUCCCCAGGAGCUUUGGAUGAUGAAGCCCUGGCGACUGUCAUCGUCUCCGCGGCAGCUCGAGACAGGCUUCGCGGCGAUGAGAGGCCGCGCGCGGAAGGCGAUGAGGCGCGGAGGGCCUCUGCACGGGGCACCUUCGAUCGAGUAGAUGGCGGAGAAGCGGCAGCCAUCCCCCUAUCCGAGCAGGCACGCGACGCUGAAGCAGCACACCGCCCAGUAUCUCAUGAAGCCUCCCGCCCAUCCACCGAGUUCCCCGGAGAUACCCGGCGCCUACCCGGGUGUCUAGGCACUCCUCCUUGUGAGGGCAGCGAGCUGAACCCACAAAGGGCGAACGAGGACUUCCCGCCGCCCGAUACCCCAGAAAGGAUAGAACGCUGCUCGCCCCCCGUGACAAGCUCUCUCUCCCCCAACCGGCCGCUGGCUGCACCUGCGCUCCUGAGUCCGGCGGUGAGUGCGCCACCUGCAUUGCCCGCAUGUGAACCCCUCCUGGCGCAUGCGUCCGCGCCGCGUCAGCCACCACCGGGUCCCGCCCCUGUCGAGAGCCUCGUCUCGUCGUCCUCCGCUUGGUCGCCGGAACAGUGCAGUGCGACGACCGGCGCGGCGGAGGCGGUCGCGGCCGCGGCUCGCGAAGGGCCGCAUCUGAUCCCUCUGCGUCUUCUGCGGCUGCUGCUGGACAAAGGCACUCAGGCCCCGCCCAAGGCCGCGGUCUCCUCCGCUUCGCCGCGCCUUCGCUCCCGCCCUUCAGUGCCUGCAACAGUUGCCGCCUGCGCCUGGGCUGCAGGCGCUGCAGGCCCCCCGGGCCGUGCGGCAGGCAAAGUGGCAGUCGGCACCGAGAUGCAGCUCGGAGACGACGCCAGCACCUCCCGGCUUUCAGGAAACGAGGACGCGCUCGAAGGCCUCAGAGGCUCUGCGGAGCCGCCUGAGGAGGCACACUGCCGUACAGGCUGGCCGUCUUCCGUGCCGCUCUCGCUGAAGCCCUCCCAGGGAUUGUCGGCGCUCUUUCCUGCGGCAUCUGGAGCCCACGCCCCGUCGGCGCGCAGCUCCGCAGUGUCGCCCUCGCAAGCGGCGGGACCGAGCGCCGCCCCUUCAUGCCUCUCGGGGCCGCUUGGAGGCGCAGCUGCCGUCGACACGAACCCAGCGCCUCCCGGCAGAGACUGGCAGAGGCGUGCGGCUCCACCGGCCGCGCCGGGCGGCAGCGGCGCCGAGCCAGCCGACGCUGACAUCCGAGAAGACGAAAGGAGCAACUCUAGAAGAGGUUCUGGAGUCCGAGCGCCGACGCCUGGGACGGAUGCUGAAAAGCAUGCGCCAGCAACUCGAAAGAGGAAGUCAACCGACAACUGCCCGGAGAGACCGCACGGCCGUCAAUCUCGUUUGAUUCUCGGCUCGCUGAGAACCUCGGAGGGCUGCAAACUACCAGCCGCCGACGUGCAGCGCGGCGCAGACACUCGUGCGGAGGCCUGGGUCGCCGGGUGCGCAGGAGGCGCUCCUGAGUCCGCGCGUUCAGUCGAGAACGCGCGGCUCGGAUCGGGCAUGUCUGCGGGUCUCGUGGGGGCGGGCGUGCGAACUCUGCCGCUGUCGCCGGCAAGCUCGCUUCCGCGCUCGCGGGCACAGGCGCACGCGACGGCCUUGCCGCAGGACUUGAAGGCUGGCGGGGGUCUGCUGGGGGAGGCCUCAUUGCAAGCGGACGCGCGCGAGCCAGAGUUCGAAAAGGCCGGCAGCGUGACGUCGUGGCACGUUCACACGAUGGCUGGCGAGAGAGUGGGAGAGAGAAGCGGAGACGGGGCGAGGGGCUGGAGCCCUACAUCUGGACCUCAGCACGUUCAGAGCGCUCGCCGGAGACGCCUGCGCCCUCCUUCGGGAGCGGCGGAGCCCGGGGGGGCGGGCGAAGGCGGCGACGGUCGAGAGCUGCGGGAGGACCUGACGGGAGGCGCGGAGACCCCGUCUGACGGUCCGCUGGUCACGCGGCCGGAGGCGCCACAGUCGCGCCCUGAAUCCUCUGUUUUUGAGGCGGCUGCCAGCGGGCGGGGGCCGACAGACAGCGGGCUUCCUUGCGUUGAGGCCAUUAGGCCUCUGGCGGUUGUCGAGCGAGGCACCCUGCCGGCGGGGCCUUCUCGCCUUCCGCGACACGCGCAGGGGAGCGAGCAGCUGAAGCCUGAGGGCAAAGGCGCUGAGCAGAGCCCUUCGCUCUCCGCAAAUGGAGCAGGUGUAGCCGUGUCGUCGGCGUCACGCCCUUCUUCGCAUGCCGAGGGCAACGCCUGGGCCGCGAGCGAGGCGUACACCGCAGUCUCCAUUCGGGAGUUUUUCAAAAAGCACUACAAGGGCCCGAGUCUUCCUCCGCAUCCGUCCAGCGCGCUCGCUUUCGGCACCAGCAGCGAGAGCGAAGGCGAAGAAGGGCUCGCUGCGAGAAGAAAGAAGAAGGAGCGAAGAGUCAACGCGGGCGCCGCUGACGCGCUCUGGCAGCCCCAUUUCCACCCCCACAAUCAGGAGUUCCGCGUGCGUUACAGAUACAAGGGAAGCAUGCGCCUGAAGACCGUAUCCUGCGCGCGAUUCGGACGAGAAGGAGCCAAGCGGCUGACGGCGGCGUUCGUGGACAGGUGGCGGCUGACAGGGCGGUGCAUCGCGGCGAAGACGCAUCGUUCGCGCCUGGCGCUUGUCGACUUGCCGCAGGACACGCAUCUCCUUCCUGGCUACGACAAGAAACGCGGCGGCAGCCUCGCGGCCUCCGCCAUUUUCUCGAGUGCAUGUCCUUCUCUAUCGCCCUUCGCCAUCUCCGCGAUCGGACCCUUCACGCGCCCGCCUUCACUCUCGGCGCCCUCCUUUCCAUGCCUCGCGUCGCCUCCUGCAACCCCCGCCCUGGGCGUCGGUGCCGCGUCGCCUCUCUUUUUCGCCUCUCCGCCUGGUCUCGCGGCGUCGCUGCCACUCGCUGCGAGGCUCCCUGUCCCUCCCGCGGGUCCGGCGUCUGCUGCGCGCCUCCCUUUUUCCGAAGAGGCGAAGGCCAGCUCGCCGGCCUUUCCCGCAGGGGCGAAGCCGCGCCUCUGCCUCCACGGGCAAGGUGAGGCUGGCGCUGCGCACGCGGAGGGCGCGGACUCUGAAGAGCUGCUGCUGAACCCCACGAUAUCGGCGAACCUCGCUCACAAGCUCGAAGAGGCUCUCCUGGCCUCGAGAAGCUUCCCCGGGGACCCCGCCGCUUCGCCGCCCCUCGUCGGUGGGAUAGAGGCCCGUGGAGCCUCCGCGCCUGAUGGCCUCGCCGUGCGUGGACCAGCUGCGAGUCCGCUGGCGGCGGUGCUUGGCGCCGGCCGCUUGGAUCUCGCACUUCACCGCUGCUCUCCUCCCGUGGCUCCCUCUCCCGCCGCCGUCGAGUCCUCCGCGCAGGUGCUCAGCUCUCCCUCUGUUGCGCCCGCGUCGAGCUCCGCGCCGGUGCUGCCUGCGCCUGCUCGCACGAUCGACAAGGCUAUGGGCCGAACUCCUUCCACCUCACGGGUCGAGGGAUUCGUUUCUUUGGCUCCGCGUGCGUCGCCCUCCAGCCCGGCCUUCGCGUCUCCGUCGCCCUCUCCGGCUGCCUCUGUCUCGCCUCUCUGGGCCGCUGCCUCCGCGGCAUCCGCCGGGCCUCGACCCUCGAGUGGCGCCCACGGGGUGCCCUUCGCGCCGGCUUGGCAACUUCCUCAACAGGCGUGCGCGGAUCCCCGCUCCAGCCUGUUGCCGUUGUCCGCUGCGUGGUCUGCCGGCCUGUCUCUGUCUCCUCCCGCCGCCCCUGGCAACCGGGCCUUAGCGCCUUUCGCGACAUCGCUAGCGUCGCUGCUCACGCCCCUCCUCUCGGCGUCGGCGAGGCUCGCGGCGAUGCGUUCGCCGGCUCUCAGUGAGCGCACCGAACUCGCGCAGCACGUGCGAGGGCAACUCGGCUGCCAUUCAGAGUGGAGCGGCGGCUCCCACGGCAGCGAUAUCCGCCCGGCUCAGCCACGCGACGCCAGGGGCUUCGGAGAGCGCCUCUCCUUUGCGGAGGGAUUAGACUGGAUGGGCGCCUCAGUCCGCAGCGGGCGAACCGACGAGAGCCCCGGCCGGGGCAGGCAGGGGCCGACAGGAGCCGGAAGCGGCGAGAGAGAGGAAUUCGUUGUGUGCAAAACUGGAGAGCCUAAAUCACGGGAGGUGGUGUGUUCUUCUCCGGGAGACCCGUGGAGAGCACGAGAUAGGGAAACUGAAGAAGCAGAGAGGUCGCGUCUUCAGGGAAAGAUGAUACUUCCUCCGCAAAGAAGCGCUUCGGCUGACCGCAACCGAUUCAUGUGGCAUCAAACUCCCCCAGAGCGGCCAAGGGGCGGGGAACGGGGCAAACCUGACAACGUCCCUAGCGCUGCUUCGCCUGCUGGAGAGACGCAGUGGCUCGCCGACGAGGCAGCGACUUUAGCAAACGAAGCACUUCCGCGGCGCCUCCUCUCGCAGAACGUCUCAGCAGCAGAGGCCAGCAAUUUGACAGAAAACCUCGGUCGCGCCAAUCUCAGAGGCGAAAUGGCUGCGCCUCCUGUGUCCUCAGGAUCUCCUUUCGAGGCCUCGAGCGAGCGCCUAAAGCACGCCGAGCCGCCACGCGUACGUGCGGGCACGGGGGCGCCACAAACCGAUACUGUUCCUUGUCUUCUGUGCGGCAGUGAGAGUUAUGGAGUCGAGAGAGUGCGAUAUGAAAACAUCUCCGUGCCCGCGUUUCCUUCUCUCGCCGCCUCCCCAUCCCCGCUCCCCAAGCCCGACACGUCGCAGCCGCCCUCAACGCCCCUGCCUCUGCCUUCCGAUUGCGUCUGCGGCGGCGUGGGCGCCAGAGGCUUCGCCGUGGAGCCGCCCGCCGAGCGGGAGACGAAUCUGCCGUUGCGUGUGGCAGGGGAGUUCUCUUCGUGCCGCCGCUCGCAGGAGAGAGAGAGACAGGUGUCUCCUCAUCACGGGGUGAGGGUUGUGUGGCAGGGGGUGGCGCCCUGCAGCUCGAGCCCUGUCUGUCUGCCUGUUCUGCCUUCACGCGCCGGCCUUGGCCCUGCCUCUGGCUCCCCCGUCCCCGCCGCGGCCCACCGCCCAUUACCGGCUGCUUCUGACUCGCAGCUCGCUUUGUUUCCGCCGCUCGCGAUCCCGCAGGAGGGCAACCUUCGCGCUCCCGUCUUCGGGUCUGUGCCCUUUGCUUCGCGUUGUGAGGAGUCCGCCGGCCAGGGUAGCGCAUCGCUUAAGCCCUUCGCGCGGCCUCUCCACGAGGUUUACCCCAGCCACGCAGGUAGGAAUGCAGGAGUUCUCCUCGGGCUGAGGGGAGGCUCACUACGGGGAGGGGGGGGGCCGCUGGUCAGUCUGAGCCCGGGCGUCGGGACGCUGAGCCGCUUGGCUGCCGAGUGA